This is a messenger RNA of Bursaphelenchus xylophilus (pine wood nematode), 5769 nucleotides long. The record is from the annotation of a GenBank genome assembly. NCBI's taxonomy places the organism in Eukaryota, Metazoa, Nematoda, Chromadorea, Rhabditida, Aphelenchoididae.
AUGGUGGCCUGGCGGAGUAGAUUCGGCAGAUACCCUCUUGUCAUGCCCAGCCUUGGUGAGCCAUUUGCUCGUUGACUCAAGGUCGAGAUGUGGUCGUUAGGUCCUCAAUGUAAUCCUGAGACUCCUAUUUACUCUCAGUAAUGUAAAAUGUUUUGAUUUGACACGUUUUGUAAUGGGUUUCAUUCACCUUAAUCUUAAGUUUGCCGUUACUGUAGAUGACCCCGAGUACUAUUACAUCCCCACCUCCCAUUUGGUGUUUCAUACGUCUCAAAUGAGUAUGGUGGGUGCUGUAGCGUCUUAAAUUAACUGGUCCAUCAAAUGAAAGCCGUUUUUGGUGGCUAAAAAUCCAUUUGAAAAACUCGGGUUUUUCGUUAAGGUGCAGAUCGGCGAAGUUGCGCCUGCAAACCAUAUGAGACCGUGCCAGCCGGAGUUUAUUCUUUGUUUGAGAGGAACGAGGAGUCUCAGGAUUACAAUGAGGACCUAACGACCACAUCUCGACCUUGAGUCAAAGAGCAAAUGGCUCACCAAGGCUGGGCAUGACAAGAGGGUAUCUGCCGAAUCUACACCGCCAGGCCACCAUGCACUUUUAUUGAAUGGAGAAUGUAAAUACAGGUCUAAAGCACAUAAUAUAAACCCAAUUUAGAGCUCUAGGAAAGCGCUAGGGCAAGAUUUUUACAAUUUUGGGCAGCUCUACAUCAAAAACGGUUUAACGCGUUGAAUCCUCAAAUGCAACGAAGCAUUCAACGGAAAACCAUUUAUUAACCUGUAUUCAGGUAUGGGACGUCGAUUACAAUAAGUUUGCGUGGCAUCCGCUGGCGAUAUCUGACGUUUUUUAAGGGGGGUCAAAACUUUUUCCUCGAUUUUUUAAGGUGAUUUUUGAAAAUUGCCCCUAGCUUUUGAAAUUCAACUAUAAGGUAUGUCCUGCUAUGUUAUUUUUUGUUACUAGCCUGUGAGUAUACUACAUACCAAAUUUGGUCCGAAUUAGUACACUUUGGACGGAGUUAGGAGGGGGGUCAAAACAUUGUACGGGGAGUAUAAGAUAUCAGCUUGUCGGGAAAAUAAUGACCCCAGUGUCGCUGUGCCGGUCGUGUCGCUGAAGUGAAAAAAGUUUGAAUUUGCCGCGACGCAAUUACUUUUUUUGGCGAGGGUGCGAUAGUCGAUGCGACAGCGUGCUCAUUAUUUUCCCGACAGACUGAUACUUCGCAAUAAAAUCGCUUUCUUUCGUCAGUGGACUUAAUUUCUGGACUAAUUGUAAGUUUGAGGUCUUCCGGACGGAGGUGGUCGGCUCGGUGCAAUUAUAAUCAAAUUUCCCAGGGGAAUUGUCCCAAGUGCGACGCUCAGAUUUUCCAUAAAUUUUGACACGCAUCGAGCACAACAUCAAUUCAUGAAAGUUUCAGCUCGCGUUUUGCAGGCGCAACCGAGAUAUUGAACGAUCUUUGCGGCCGAGAGAGUACGCGCAAUGCGGAGAGCAGUCAAGGAGAAAAGCACUUUUUUUUAUCAUAUCUUUGUCCGUGUUCUGUGGAAAAAAUUGUGUUGUUGUGAAGACAUUGCUCUCAGCGGUCGAAAUAAAUACGAAACUUUCUAACUUUCUAUCCCAAAAAUCGCAAAAAAGUGACUUUUUGCCAACUUUUAACCAAAAAAAUCUCGAUUGUUUCUGCGACCUAAAAAUUCCGUGUCUGUCGUAAAAAAUUUUAAUCUAAUUUUUGGCCAAGUUUCAUCAUAAUGGGAGCGUCGCACUCCGAGAACUUCCCUGUAGAGCUCGAAACCCUCGAGUCGCAAAACGAAAUACGAAAAUUUUAGUUUUACGCAGCGUUACAACUUCGGUUCGACUGAAAACUCUUCAAUUCGUUAUUGCUUACUAUGUAUUAGUUAUUUGCCAAUUGCAAAUCUACAAAUUCAUGGUAAAAUUGCUUUCUCUCGCCACGAAAACAACUGUUCGCCAAACAUCAUGGCAUUCUGUCGCAAACAUUUCUAGAAAAUUUUCGGUGCCUUUCUUCAUAACUAGGACGCAGGCUGCGCCGAAAUUCUUUCCAAUUUUCCGAAAAAUGGGGGGGUUUUAUCAUGAAACUGAUGUUAGGAAAUCAUAGAAACUUAUUUUAGAGUGACUAUGCAAAGCCGUUUCCUAUGAUAAGGGCUUUUUUCACAUAAAAUCGACAUUUUAUACGAACCCAAAAAUCGUUUUCUCUUAAUUCCAUCCUCGCGAACUGCGCCCACGAGUCCGAAAUUCAACCUAUCUCAAAAAGAAUAUUUUUCGGAAAGGACAAAAUUUCAACGUCUUUCUUCAACGUUCACCUCAUUUUACAAGUAAACAGUCAAAAUUCCGUCUCAUAUUAAUUGGGGACCGGCCCGUGGCCAAGCACAACAAGGUUUCAGCGAUGAAGCCACUGUGAAGGAGAACGAAUUCCGUGAAACGUUGGCCAGAUUUCAAGACCGACAUCAUGAGACAGAGUUUGAUCCAGUUCCUCAUAUGCAAAAGUAAGUUCUUAUCUGUGUUUUCUUUUUUCUUGUUUUUAGAUGUUUCUACAUGGCUAAUAUCAGAGGAAACUGAGGGUUUUGAUUUUUUUGUUUGAUUGUUGAGCAGUUUUUUGAAUCGAACGGGAAAUUCAUCACUCGUAUUUGUGGUUUCUAGAUCGUUUUAAUUGUUUUUGUUGGGGUGAGGUACUAAACGGCUUGUGGCGGAGAAUAACAUGGAAUUUAUCAAUUUUUUGGCCUUUCAGGUCACUCUUUUGGGCAGCUUCUGCCUUAUUUUAGCUGCGAGAAAACGCCAUGCCUUCUAGAUUUUCUCUAUCAUAGGCUUUUCCAAACGUUUUCUCAAUUUUUUUGUUUCAGAAUAGUUGAGAUCUUAGAAUGGGCGAUGGACGAUUAUUAUUCAAACAAUCCAGACCCAUUGGAUCAACGACAGCCCCACAAAAUUAUGCCAAAUUGUAUCUACGGCUACAUUCUUCGCUAUAUGCUCAAAUUCUCCGAUUUCUUGGACAAGGUGAGAGAACUGGCAUAGAUAAUAUAAUUUUUCGAUUUUUAGUGUUUGGUCUCCUAUAUUAUGCCGCAUCACAACAACUUGGAGUUGAAUAUCUUGGCGGCACGUGUAAUGGUGAUGUCUUUACCGGUGAUUGACAGCUCGAUCUUCCCUGGAGAUGUACGUGAAUUUCUUUGUUGAUUUUUCUAAAAUUUUUAGGCUGAUGUGCAAAAAGAGUUGUUCAAAUAUGCUUUGGAGUCGGAGUCCAGAGAGAUGAGAGCGUAUGCGACGGUGUUGCUGAAUCCAUCCAUAACUCCCGAGACUGCGCACAUUUUCCGCAGCGAAAUUGUAAAAUUGAUCAUCCAAUCGUUGACAAACCUCAAAAGACUCUAUGUAAGUUGUUUUUCUUUGAUUUUGAUGUGUUUAGGGCCAAAUGGUUGAAAGUGGAAGUGAGACCGCUUCGAAUGAAGGUGUCCCGGCUGAAGGAAUUGCUCGUGCAACUGAUUUUUCGGAGCUUGUCAGAUCAGAAGCCAAGGCAAAGGAAGAGGAAAGGGCGAGGGCCGUUGAAGACGGCAAGAGCUUGGAUGUUGCACUCGGAAAAGAGGCAGAGGAUAAAGAAUGUGAGAAUAGAGCGAAAAUAUUGGAGAAUGGAAGAGAGAAUGGGACUGCUCAGAUCAAUGGGACCAGUUCAGCUGAACCAACCGUGGAAAAUGUAGGUUUCCAUGUGAUAGGUGUAAAAAUUGACUAAAAAAAUCUUUUGAAUUGAGGUUUUUGAGGGUUUGUAAUAAUCCUAGAUGAUUUUUCAUCGAUGAAUUCACCUUCUAUUUCUAGAUAAAACCCCCUCGCCCUCCAGGAUCCAAAAGAACCGCAGAUGAAGCCAAAUUAACCACAGAAGCCAACUCAGCAAAGAAAAUAAAGGUCUCUAGGAGAGACAGAAGGCCUAUAAAUAAAAUUCCCGGCGCUAUGACUCCUUUGGCGGACUGUGGAGAUGACGAGUUGAGUCGAUCUUCGACCGUGGACGACAUGAAAAUGGUCUUCAUCGGAAACAAUAAAAUUUAUCCGUUGACCAUAGAAAUGGAACAACGAAUGAUUCUGGGGUUCCUUCAAUGUGCCUUCGAGUUUACUGAUGUGAGUUUUACCGGGGUUUUGAGGCGUUUUGGAUAUUAAUUUAUAUUAUACUAGGCAAAAAAAUUAUUUUUUGAUCAAUUUUCUUUCAUUUUUUUGCCUUUUUUCUUAAUUUUUAAAAUUUUCAGCACGUCAGUGUGCUCACAGAGCAUUCGGCUCUCGAUGUGAUCCUCAAAUACCUCAAUGUAAACGAAUAUCAUGAUAUCCGACUGCUGUUCGAAGCCCUGUUCUCUCUCAGCUCGAUGCUCAUCCAUCUGCGAUUGGCGUGGGAUUUUGUCAACCGAGGUGGAUUACUGCGUCUGAUUGGGGUGAAUCGAAAUUCGGUGGCUGCGGCAGCGGUUUGUGUUUGUCUACAUCACAUCUCACAGUUUGACGAAAUCAUGGAGCAUGUUUGUCAGGCGCCGGGAAAAGCGGUCGACAAUAUUGUGAGGUAAGAGGAGAUUUGUUUUGGUUAACACAGUGACUGCUGAUUUUUUGAAUGGUUUGUACUGAAAUUUUUGACUUUAGCUAUGCAAUUUGGCAGUUGUCCCAUGGAUACGAGAGCUGUGGUGGUCGGAUCUGCGUUUUCUUUCAAUACGGACUCUAUUAUAAAAAUAUCUUGGACAGAUUCGACCAUCGAGACGGGUUAAGAGUCCUUUUUAACUACGGGAAUUCAAAGGUGAGCAGAUUUUUAUAUUGCUUUAGGUAUAAUUUCUCAUUCUGGUAUUUUUUGAAACUCUGCACCUUAUUUUUUCUAAUCUUCCUUCCCUUUUAGCUCCAUGACUUUCUCUACGGCGACUUUCAAGACAACGAUGUAAUCGACAAAGUCCAGGAAAAAAUGGGCGAGUACUGCCAGGUCUUGAGGAACAUCAAUGUUUGUCUCACACAGUGAGUUUUUUGUGGCAACUAUUUUUUUAAACCAAGGCUUUGUUCGCUUGAUAUGAUUGAUUUUAGAUACAUUUUAUCCCAUAUCCUCCUCAAAUACGAGCACAUCAAGAAGAACCACGCCGACAAAUUGCCGGCCCAUCUGAAGAAGGCGGUCGCUACCGGGAAAAUCCCGUACAAGGACUUGUGCAAGAAGGUAUGCCGACUUUUUGAUUAGUUUAUGGCGAGAUUAGAGUGCCGGACCUGCUAUAGUGGCAAAAAACAUACCAUUUUGCAUCAGGGAAGUAUCAAAAAUGUGGUAAAUUACCUCCCUCUCCAAGUGGAAAAACUCCGAUUUCAAAAGCGCGCCCUGUCCUUUUGUGAGGGGCGCCCUUCAAAACGGAGCUUUUUCAGUUGGAGAGGGAGGUGUUUUGCCACAUUUUUGAUACUCCCCGGAUGCAAAAUGGUACGUUUUUUACCAUUGGUUCAGGUCCGCCACUGUAAGCUGGACUGUCCCGUAUUUUGACUGAUUUCCCGUAUUUCAGCAGCUAAAAAUGGAUCCUGAGACCGAAUCCAAGGCGCUCGAGGUCCUCCGGCACUUUAUCCCAUCAUCCGGUGGAACUUUCCACCCAAUCUCACACCUUCGACACCUCGGUUUUGUGACUUUAUACAUCCGAGCGCUCGCUCUGCGCACCGAAUUUUACCUUCAAAUGCCAUCCCUGAAGUCGGAUGUUGUCCUCGGCAUCCUUAAGAUCUUUCAUUACGCCACGGUAAGCCCGGCGGUCAUCAAGGACCUCACAGAUUCGAUCAGUUUCCAACAUGGAGUGAGAUGUGGAAUAAGGUGA